Molecule: messenger RNA, 808 nt
Organism: Porites lobata
Lineage: Eukaryota; Metazoa; Cnidaria; Anthozoa; Scleractinia; Poritidae
Source: the annotation of a GenBank genome assembly
AUGGCCAAGCUGCGGAUUCUACAGUUGUACUACGACUGUCUGGAGAUGUUUCUUGAUAGGAGAGAUUUUGAGCUGGUCCAGAUGGAUACUGACAGCCUAUAUUUGCGUUAUCGUAUGAUUCUUUGGAAGAAGUGGUGCGUCUGGAGCUGCGGGACAAGUUUCAAACAUGCAGAAAAAGGAUGGUUCACUUGGGACAAAUGGAGUGUGCGCGAACCUGGGUUGGUCAAGCUGGAGUUCAAAGGCACUCGCAUGAUUGCUCUGUGUAGCAUACGUUAUUACGGCGAGGGCGAUAACGAGACCGGAAAGGUAAAUUAAAGUGUCCUCGAAGGAGAUCUCAAAGCGCAAAAUCAAACUGCACUGGGACUGGUACAAAGAGGUACUGGAAGGAGUCUUAAAUACUGCCACGAAAAGAGGAAUGAGAAUGAAUGGCGGGGUGAUGUGCACCUAUGAGCAAAAAAAGCUGGGGCCGAGCGCGUACUAUGACAAACGGUGGAUGCUCAAAGACGGGAUCCACACGGAGCCGCUUGAAUAUCACAUCAAGGAAGAGGCGUGACAGGCAGAGCUGUAGGAGAUGCUAUAAGUGGAGUGGCAGCUCGGUGUUGGCAGGCACAACAAGAAGUUCCUCGCGAACGAAGCCCCGUUUGUGGCCAUUAUACAAAUAAUACAAAAUCGGCUCAUUGGGUUUGGUGAUGGGUUUUUCGAUAUGGUACACUUUCCUUUCGCCUUCAAGCUCAUCGGGUUUGUAGAGAUGACUCCAACCGCCGCAGAGGGGAGCCGUUUUUCGUUCAUCCCGACAGGUCUGUGGUAA